GAAAACCGAGUCGCGCCGCCUGCCUCAUUGUUCCCGGAAAGGCCGCAGCCAAGUCACAGAGAAGUGUACGUGUUCAAGCUACACACCAUGGCCGAACCGAGCGACACGACUUUAACUUUCUUCACCAAGGCGACGCCGAGUCAAUGGAGUUACGUACUGUCCCUGUACAAAGAAGUCCUCAAACAGAAGGCCGCACUGCGCACCAAGAAGGGAGGCCCCGAGGAACUCAUCAAGCUCGACGCCUGGUACCAGGAGCAGCUUCCCAAAACCAUACAGGCACGCAAAGACAAGCACCUCGUUCAUGAAGAGCUUGUUAAAAUAAUGAAAUGGAAACUAAUGAGGGGCAAGUACCGGCCGCAACUGCUGGACCUGGUGCGCAUCAACACAGAGCUGGCAGUGAAGUCCACAAGCAAGAAGGCAUUCCGCAAGCUGCCCAACCUGUCGGGCGCCAUCACAGCACUGACCAACCUGAAGGGCAUCGGGCCGGCCACGGCGUCGGCCAUCCUCGCGGCGGCCUUCCCUGAGCAGGCGCCCUACAUGGCCGACGAGAGCAUGCUGAGCACACCGGGCGUUGAGGCCACCGACUACACCCUAGCUGAGUACCUCAACUACGCCGAGCGCAUCAAGACCUGCACUGAGCAGCUAGCAGAGAAAGACCCCAACAGCACGUGGACACCGCACAAGGUAGAGCUGGUUCUCUGGGCACACUACGUGGCACGGGAGCUGAAGCCAUCACUCCUAGAUGACCUUUCCAAGUACAAGGAGCCUGUGCCAUCCGCCAAUGGCAAUGGGCCCUCGGCCACCACCACCUCAAGCGACGCAGCAGAUGACCACCACAACGUUGCCUCCAAUGGCGCAGCCGAGGACGCGCCCUUGUCAUCACCGUCGGACUCGCGGUCCAGCGCGGACCUGGGCCAGGUCACGAAUGAUGAAAGCUGUAGCCAGGACGGGCCAGCGGAAAACAACGGGACGGUGACGACAGAGCGAGCCGGCGAAUCAGCAGAAGAUGACAGUUCCUCGUCGGCCAUCAUCGCCACAGAUGACGCAGUCGUGCCAGACGUGACGGGGAAAGGCGCGAAGCGGGACCUUGAAGAAGAGGAGGAGGAGUCUGCUGAGAGCGACAAGAAGAAGGCGCGUGCGUGAGACUUCGCCAUCGUGCCCCGUCCCACCCACCUCCUCGCCGACACCACCUUUCAAUGAAGAGAGAGAGAAAGAGGACUUGUUUAUUUCUCACCUCCCACACUUCCCUUUCCCCAUGUCACUCUUUACGCUAUUUUUUUUUCUUCAUUUCGUUUUCUAACUUCUUUCUGACCUCUUUUCACCAUUCUUUUUUUCUUUCUGUUAAACUUAUCUGUGUAAUUGUGAUUAGUUUAAUUUUUUUCUACUGACUCUGUUUACCGUCUAAUUUCCUCCAUUACUUCAGUCUUUUCUUUCUUCCUCCCCUCAUUCUGGCAAGAAGCUCAUGUUCAUUUAUCCUUUCCUUCGUCCUUCAUUCACCCUUGCCCCCCCCCCCCCCCCGCUUUUUUUUUUCCAUCACCGCUUUUAGAACUUUUCCUGACCUCGCCAUGUGAAACGUUUGGCACAGGCAUCAGGAUGCCCCACGCAGCCGCUGCCGCCGCGUCUGUUUUUUGCCGGAAUGUCAACCCUAGGGACCUUAGUCCUCUGCCCAGGCUCUUCCUUGUUCAGAACUGUCGAGCACUGUGCAGAUGGAUUUUUUUUCCUUGUUGUAUGUCACUACCAUCUCGAAGAGUUGGUCAAUAUAAAAAAAAAUGAAUUUGGGAAACCAGCAAUGCCCUUGGCUCUUUAUUACCUCUGGUGCAAUGUCUGCAGAACUUGGGGACAUGUGUAGUUUCUUACUAUGCCUACUAGAGGGAAAUGUGAUGCUGCUGUCAGAGCCUUUUUUUUUUAAAGGGUACCGUUGCAGUACGAGAAUGCUGGGAUGUGGAAGGUUCAGCGAUAUCUUGGAAUGUCGCUUGGCUCAAAACACUAUUGCCUGCGAAAAGAAUGCGUUCUUGGAAUCAAGUCUGUAGCAAGUCGUCAUUCUACUUACUGCAUGUAUACUUGCUGACUUGUGGUCUAAGUAAAAGAAGAAAAUGAAGACACUUCAAAUCGGCACAAUGAUCACAAUCCUCAUCCUCGGUACUGCUGGCAUUUUAUAUAUUUUAUAGUUGCAGGAAGAUGGAUCAAGAUUUCAACUGAGAACUGAGCAACACUGUUUGCAAAAGAGAAAAGCCGUUUUUACAAGGACGAGUCCCCUUUUUUGAAACCUUUGGCUCUGACCUGAGGCUUUUCUUCUUCAACCACUGUUGACAAGUUCUUGUGUAGUCCAUCGUGGCCACAGGAUGCAUCUACGAUGUGUGUUGGCUCUCUUGGAAAGAUGUCUGUCCAAACCCUCCACAUGCCAGCAUUCACUUUCAUGCAUCGAAUUGCCGCUUUUGUUGUGUGUGUAACUGUAAGAAACUCUUGGGGAAGAAACUCUUCCACAAAACUUUUCUCUUUUUUUCACAUUGAUACUACAAGUGCUGCAUUCCAUUGGGAAAACGGGUAGUUGAAAGUGGGUUGCAGUGCCUUAAACCAAGCGAUGUGCCCUAAAUCUUGUGGCAUUCCGCAGUUUUGCGUAAACGGGAAGGCAGAUAUCUGCGGCCAGUUAUGUUGCUACGCACAAGACGGAUGUGACCAAACUUAAAAAUCUAGUCGCGUGUAAUGGUAGCAUGAAUAACGUCAAUAUAACGAAACUGCUUCUAGGCUCUAUCUGAUCCACGAGAAUUGCCUUCUUGUGCUUCCGUUUUGUAUCCCCUCAUUGUAACUGAAAGUUGCACAUGUGAGGUCUGCGUUUGUUGCUUGGCAAACAGGCAGCACGUCGAACUUGGUACAGAGUUGAUGCUGUGUUGCCUCAUAGGGCUUUUCCCUAGCACUCUUUUGACAGGUGCAGUAAAGUUAUUUCCAUUUCUACCCUUCUAUAAAAUUACCCAGAUUCAUGUACCUGGUGCGGAAGCACUGAAAAUGACGGGCCAUGAGAGUUGCUAGUUUCCUUCAGAUAUGCUAGGCUACCUCGGCACUAGUUCCUCAGGUAGCCUUCUUCUGGCUUACUUCGAGGCAACUGGAAGGGCUUGCCACCUGAAAAGCGCACAGUGGUUUCUUACUUAAUGCUUUGGCUUACUGUAAAAUGGCGCGGGCCGUGCGUCGACUCAGGUCCCUAGGCUGCUGACGGCUUACGGCUGCAGCUCUCCUAGAGCAGCAGUGCGGCAUAGAAGCCUGGUCACAUGACGUAAAUGUCUUGUAUCUUGUAAUCCGGACCGCCUCGUGUCGGCACGGGCGGCUUGUUCAGGCACGACGUUUUCCUGUUACUCCGGGGUAUCCCACACACUAGUUCCCCAUAUUUCCCUAUUUCGAUAAAAUUGUGGGAGCGUGAUCUUGCCUUAGGGCUUUAGUGUUGUUGAAAAGGUCGUUUUUUGUAAGCUGACAGGGAAUGAAUUGUCCACAUUUAUUUUUUUCCCUUUCCCAAGACUAUUCUCUAGCACACAUUUUUACACACUUCCAACUGUUCUUUUGACACUCCUCCCCCCCCCCUCCCAAUUUACAAGUGUAUUGAUAAUUGCAUUCAGGUUGGAGUGAUUACUUUUUUUUUGCUCACUUUUUACAAUAAAUGAAAAACAGGCAGGAAGUGUGCGUUCUGCA
Molecule: messenger RNA, 3678 nt
Organism: Dermacentor silvarum
Lineage: Eukaryota; Metazoa; Arthropoda; Arachnida; Ixodida; Ixodidae
Gene: Amun
Exons: 4
Coding region: 88-1143 (351 amino acids)
Source: RefSeq, a predicted model, not a curated record